Leptidea sinapis is the source of this 6647-nucleotide messenger RNA. RefSeq names its product josephin-2 (gene Josd). Gene Ontology annotation, molecular function: cysteine-type deubiquitinase activity. Bases 201 to 911 code for a protein of 236 amino acids. NCBI's taxonomy places the organism in Eukaryota, Metazoa, Arthropoda, Insecta, Lepidoptera, Pieridae. The record is from RefSeq and is a predicted model, not a curated record. The transcript has 4 exons. Gene Ontology annotation, biological process: protein deubiquitination.
ACCACCAAGAAUCCACCCCAUACAGCCAUACUAAAUAAAUACUAGUAAAUAAUAGUCAUUAGUACUUACUUCAGUAUUUACGAAUCUAUUUACUAAUUUCGUUAAAAAUUAUUUGUUUUAAUGUUAAACUUUGAUGGUAUUAUAAAAUUCUUUACCGUGAUAUUAAUAUGUUUUAACUAUGGCAGUUUUAUAAAGUAAAGAUGAGUUCAAUGCCGACAAUUUACCAUGAAAAGCAAGUUAAAGAACUUUGUGCUUUACACGCCUUAAAUAAUUUAUUUCAGAAAAGCAAUACUUACUCCAAGUCAGAUUUAGAUUCAAUAUGCAGCAGAUUAUCACCAAAUGUGUGGAUCAAUCCUCAUCGAUCAAUCUUGGGUUUUGGAAAUUAUGACAUUAAUGUUAUUAUGGCAGCACUGCAGAAAAAUGGAUGUGAGGCCAUUUGGUUUGAUAAGAGAAAAGACCCAGGCUGUUUGAAUUUGGCAAAUAUUUGUGGUUUUAUCCUGAAUGUGCCAUCAGACUACAAACUUGGUUUUGUAAUGCUGCCAAUCCGGAGGCGCCACUGGAUUGCAAUCAGACAAAUACAAGGAAACUUUUAUAAUUUAGACUCUAAGUUGGAUGCUCCACAAUUGAUAGGCAGAAGUGCAGACCUUAUAGCAUAUUUAAAAGAACAAUUAGACAGUAAAGAAAAGGAACUGUUCAUUGUGGUCAGUCGUGAGGUAGAAGAAAAGCAGCUCUGGAUAAAUCAGUAUUCCAUGAACAACAGCAUAUUAACCAGCGAUGUGAAACAGGAGAUGCUUCCUAUUUGUAACAGUGAGGACAGUGUUAACUCGAGUUAUGAUUACAACAACCGCGACGCUGAGUGCCUGAGGUUGCAUGAAGUGAGAGACUAUACAAGCAUAGAGAACAAUGCAUAAUCAUGUUCAAUGUUUGAUGGUGAGAUGUGUGCCAUAAGAAGUGAAAAAAAAUUGUAUUUGACAAAAAUGUCUGAGUAAUGCAUUGUAUAAAGAACUAACUGACCCAACAGACAGUGUUCUGUUCACACUGAAAAAACUUGCGGGUGUAUUUCGUAAAAACCGUUCUUAGCUGACCUCUACUUGGGGAAAGGAAUAUUUCUAUCAAAUUCCAAGUCUCUAUGCCUUAUGGUUCCAGAGAUAUCUUGAUGAGUCAAAGUUGGUGGAAAUCUUUUUUAAAUAUAUAGAUUAAACAUUGUUGCACAUAAAUAUUAUAUUAGGCAAACCUAAUACAGUGGUUGUGACUUGGUAGAUACUAGAUUAUCUGUAGUGAUACUAAGUUGUUGCAUAAACAAUGAUUUAUCAUGUUUCCAGUCAUUAACACUCGGUGCUGAAGCAUCACACUAAUGUGGUGAUGAUGUACAAGUCACUAUGCUUAUGACUGAGGACUGAACAGCUGACAACUUUCUACAUCAGCUCCUGUAUAGACCAUUAUUUGUGGUCACUACAUUAUGACAUUGAUAUUAAUUCCGCUUUGUUGUGCCAAAAAUUCAAACAACAUAAUAUUUUAUAUUAAUUUUUUUAUGUCAUCUCCUUCACUUAAUUAAAUCUCUAUGUAUAUUUGUAUACAAAUUUUUGAUUUAAAAUUCUUGUCUUGUGUUUGGACAUUUCGCCCCUAACCCUUUACACGCUAAGCUAAACAUGCAAAUGACAUGAUUCAUAAAUCUUGGUUUGUUUGUUCAACACUCCAGUGGUGUCGAUUCAUCUGAGACUGCGUAAAUAUUCAAUUUAUCUUAAAAUUCCGAAAUCAUUUUAAGAUUAUUACCAAUGACGUUAAAAUGUCAUUGAUUAUUACCCAAAUUUUCAUCAUGUUGAAUUUUUCAGCUGUUGUACCUACCUACCUACUUGGUACACCUCAUAUACAUUAAAAACAAUGUCUCCAACAAAAGACAGUCAUGUCUAUUGGAAUUAGUAGUUCUUAUAUUAUUAAAACAUUUGUGAGACAAUGUUAACUUAUUUAUUAAUACGGCUUUACUCGCGAUUUAUUGGUGUGCGUACCGACUAGUUUCGGUCUGGGUUUGUGAUAACCCUCGACUCACACCCACUACACUCACCCUGAAGAAUGACCUCCGAAUGGUCUGAAACUAGUAGGUACCAACACUGAUAAAUCGUAAGAAAUGCAAUAUUAAUAAAUAAUAUAGUAGUUCUUAAAUGUAAACAAAUCAACUUUCAUGCUUUUGGCACAUUCCUCAUCAGUUCAGCCAAUGAACAUUGUGUCUUAAAAUAAUAAUAGUUGUGUUCAUAUUUGUGUGUGUCUGAAUUGUGUGUACUCUGUGUUGUCUUGUCAUUAUGAGAGUAAUUAUUAGGUAUUUACAUUUUAUACUCUUUGUUAGUUUAUAUUUGUUUGUUGUUAUUCAUUUCUUCCAAUAUUGUUGGGCUUAAUUUUACCACUUAUCCAAACCACUCAAUCAAAUUGUUAGUUAUCCUGUUACUUUUACAUUAUAAUAUAUAAAAAAAAAAUAUAUGUAACAAUACUAUGGAUAAUGUUGAUGCAAUAUUUGAUUUUAUAUUGAAAAAUCAAACAUUUUAUUUAAUUCAAGUCAUAUUUUAGUUUAUGUAAAUAUUAGGUAUAUUGUUAUCGAGACAUUUUUGUUAUCAUAAUAUCUAAAAUUACGACAGUAAAUGCGUAUUUAUGCAAUUUAUUUUACAGAAAUUAGAUUUUUUUAUGCGACCCAAACUAAGAGGAGUGAAAUUAAAAAAAUAUAUAUCUUUUUGCUAAAUAGUAAAUUUUACGUCUUUUAUUACCAGAAACAAUAAUCGUAUUUUUUUUUAACUACGUUGCACUUGACGACAUGCCGCUAUGCCACUUGUCAGAUGAGAAUUUUGUUUGUUAAAGUUCUGCACCUACUUCAUAGCACUUUAAACUAAUAAAAUUAAUUCUGCCCGCAGUCAAUAUCUUGUUUUGUACGGGUCCCUUCUGUCUGUGGUAUAUGCACCGUUUUAUUACUAAUAUAUAUAAUAUAACAUUAGAAGACCUGUAUAAUAAAUAUAUAUAUAUAUAUAUUACCCAUUUGCACACUUACUUACUGCAAAGUAUUAAUCUUAAGAGUACAUGACACUUAGGCUGAGAUCUAUAGAGUGUAUUUAGACUCUGUUUAGACUUAGCUUAUGUAAAACUUUGCUGAGUGUAAAAUCUUUGAUUUCGUAUUUUAUUUUUAUUUUUAUGAAAAGCUUAUGCGGAGCUUAAACUUAGGCAGCCCAACGCAAACGUCAGAGUGGGAGGCUCUAUUGUACAGGAUGCCUGCUAGAUUAUGGGUACCACAACGGCGCCUAUUUCUGCCGUGAAGCAGUAAUGUGUAAACAUUACUUUGUUUCAGUUUGAAGGGCGCCGUAGCUAGCUAGUGAAAUUACUAGGCAAAUUAGCCUCAACAUCUGAUGUCUGUCAAGGUGUGAUGUGAUGUCAAGGUGACGGUCGCAGUUGUAGUACCGCUCAGAAUUUUUGGGGUUUUUCAAGAAUCCUGAGCGGCACUGCAUUGUAAUGGGCAAUCCCUUAUUUUCAUAAAAUAAAACAUAAUUUUUUAUCAUUAUGAAUGGCUUUGGAGACAGAUCCUUUAAGUUAUUAAUGUUGUUAUGUUAAUCCAUUGACAGUUCACAAUGCUUGUGAGGUUUAUAGAAGAUAUCAACAUAUUUAAGUUUUAUUCAUAAUAGUAUAGAUUAUUUUAAUUUAUUGUUUUCUCUGUGGCUUAUAUUGAAGCUCCUAAAGCUUCAAAGUGUCUGUAAAAUUGAAAUAACGGCUUUAUAUUUUUUAUUUUAUAACCGUAAUAAUAUAUAUCCAGUGUAUUUCGUUAUUAAACUUACAACAAGCUGUUAUUAAAUUAUUUGUUUUUAUUGUAUUUGAUAAGAUUGUGCUGGCCUAACUUAUAUGUGUGUUUAUUGACGUACCAGUGACACAUUCGUUAUAUUGUAAAUGAUAUUUUAACCUCUAAUUUGUUGUGUUAAACUAAUCGCCUACCUAAUUAAAGAAUAUGUUAACAUAUUUUCAUCCAAUCAUUUAAUAUCGAAUGGUUUAAAUAAUUUCAACAGAUGUACAUAUAUUUUAAGUUCUGUAAUAAAUACAAUUUUCAUAUUAAUGACAUUUAGGUAUAUGAUCGACAAAUAAAACAUGUAAAUACUACGUCUUGUCCACUUAUACCAUACGGGCUACAUAUUGUGAUAUCUCCUAAAAAUGUGUAAAAUGUAAAUUUUCGUGAAUGUUCUAUUGCAUGUAAAACUUCUCGAGAGGUAAGUGGGCAGUAUUAUAAUGUACUCAGCAUGUACCCAUUGAGGUAAUAUGUACACCGUACUAGAGCAGCUAUUGCGAACCAAAUAUAAGACGCAACUUGACUUAUCCCGGAGGGUAGCCCAUUCCCUUGCUUGGGCGCAAAAAAAAAAAGCGGGACUCUGACACUUAAUUUGGCAGUUGUCACCGCGAUGACGUCUUUUCGUCACGAAUUAAAUCAAUAAAACCGUGUUUUGAUAAUAAUACUUGUGUGUUUAGAUUUAUAAAGUAUCUGAAUAUACUUCAAACAAUUUUUAAACGGUCGUCAUUAAAUGCGUCUUAUUGGUACAAACGCUUAGCAUAGACUAAGCGAGUUGACUACAGCUGGCUACAACUUGUGUUACAAAUAAUCAAGGUGAGACGUGUUCUAAAGAGUCUAGUACGUAGUACAUAAUAUUACCUCAAUAGUUAAGUUCACUGAGCUAUUUCGUGAAUACCUAAAAAAUAAAUUAACUUCUUGUGGUAUUAAAUUUGUAACCAAAAAUUAUGAACGAUGGGCGACUCGAAUCCGCGACCCCUCAGGUUCCGUUCGAGUGAUGUAGCAUUCAUAAAUCUUGGUAUGUUUUGUUCAACUCUGAGAUUGUGGCUCCAUCUACAGGAUCUACUUUACAGUUGAUGACCUGCUCAACCCCAAUAAUAUCAUAUUAGGAAAUUGACUUAGAUGUCGCUUUUUCUAAAUCUAAACACCUCUUGAAUCUUGAUCCCGAGAGUUCGCGGGUUCGAGUGCCACAUCGUUCAUAAACUUUGGUUACUAAUUUAAUUUCAUUAAUCCCAAAAGUUUUAUUUUAAUAUCCCUUAUAUUAAAAAAUAACAAAUUGUUCUUGUGGUAUUUAAUUAUAGAUAAUAAUUAAGCUUUUUGCUAAGCGUGACUUUAUAGAAAAUUAAUUCUUUUAUAUUGUAUGUGCCACUUGGCAAAAAUGUUCAAAGUUUUGUAAAUUCGUACUCCGAUAGUAGUCUUCCAUUCACCAGAAAACAAUAUAUUAUAUUAGCAUUAGUUAUCUUGUUACAAAAGUGGUUUGUUUGCGCUCUGCCAGAUAUUUUAGACUGACACAAAAUUUCGAGUUAACUUAUGGUUUCGUUAUUUUUCUUCUACUAUGUAACAGCGUGCAUUGUACAGUAACGCGGCGGUAACCUUUAGAAUCGCAGUUAUUGUCCCAGUAAAUAAAAGAAUCGGACAGCAUCCUCGUGGUUCUACUAUAACUCCUCAACUUUUAGUUGCGUUGCGGGCACAGCGCCAUUUUUACGUAACAAAAACAUUUGAUUGAUAAAAACUUGGUAUUUCUGUCUGUCUGAAUACAUAACACAAUUUUGCGGUUGCAAUAAUGCGCACGAUUUUUAAUGAGAUCCCGUGCGGUACUAAAUUGCGUUCGAUUCUGAGACAAAAAGACAGAUGUUAGUCUAGAAGUCUUAGAAGUCUCAUUAUCCCAGUCAUUUCACUAGCAACGAUGGCAAACCGAAACAAUAAUGCUUCCUCAGGGCAGAAAUUGCACCGUAGUAGAUCCCACCUAGCUGGCUUGCCACCUAGCUACUGUGUGUGAAGGAGCUCAUAUGUGCUUAUUUAAUGCUACAUUAAUACACUAUUAAAUAGUACAAACCCACGGUGGCAAUUAAAAAAAUAUAUUGUGUUGAACACCUGCUCAAAAAAUACAUCUACAAAGGCUCUAAGUUAUUGUUCAAAAGUUAAAUUGGGCUCCGGGGAUAAAUACAUGGUGUAGGUAUUACAAUUAUUAACGUAUUGAGUUGGGGUCGGCCUAAACAAUAAAAAAAACUGUUCAAGGACGAAUCGGAUUCGCACAGGAAAACUUCCGUACCACCAAACAAGAUGUACCUAACACAAUGUACAUUUUAAAUGAAUCGUUUGUGUAAAUUUGCAUGGCCGCCAUUUUGUAAUUCGCCAUCUUGUUUGUAUCAUUCGCUGUUUUAGCGGCAAAAGAAAUAUCAAAAUUUCAAACUAUUUCGUUGCCGUCUCUUGUUUAACAAAACCUGUAUUACCUGGGAGUCCGCUUUUGUGUCUGUGUGUAACGUGUGUGUUUAUGAACUUCGGGAAUAAUAUAAAAAGUAAACUUUUAUUUAUAUAAAUUUAGCAGCCAACGUUACUUAAGGAAAGUCUUUCAAAUAACACCCUCUCUUCUUCCUAUUGGGUUUUAUUGUCAAGGUAUUAUGUCCUGGUAGUGUGUUCUUUGCAUGAUUGAACCUUCAAAUAUGACUUGUCAAAAUAUCAUCGCAUCGCACCUACAGCAAUAUUACAAGCAAAAUCAAUAACCAAAGAAAUCAAAGAGUAGAUAUCUAACAUAGUGUGACGUUACCUUCAUUGUACCUACUGUGUUUCUAUUCUAUAUGAAAUCUUGUAUUUGUGUAAAUAAACAAUAUUUUUUCAUUUA